Molecule: messenger RNA, 2244 nt
Organism: Lotus japonicus
Lineage: Eukaryota; Viridiplantae; Streptophyta; Magnoliopsida; Fabales; Fabaceae
Product: WEB family protein At1g12150-like
Exons: 3
Coding region: 233-1936 (567 amino acids)
Source: RefSeq, a predicted model, not a curated record
CAGAUUUAACCAGCCAUAAUCUGGCCUGUUCUUUUCAAAGGGCUCAAAGCUUUCAGAUGUGCAGAAAAGUUGGACUCAAAGAACCUACGUUUUCAUUAGGGUUCUUUUGAGUUCCAACACCUUUCUCUGGAAAUUCAUUAUCCUGGUUCUAGCUCAUCAAGUUAGAAGAGGUUUUCUUCAGGAUUCAUCUUUGUUUCUCUCACAUACCCUUUUCAAGUUAGAGCAAAAGAGAAUGACAAGCGUCAGAAAGUCGGAUUCUCCAAGGGGAGAGGUUGGAGAGAUUGACACAAGGGCACCAUUCCAAUCUGUCAAAGCUGCUGUUACCUUAUUUGGUGAAGUAGCUGUCUCUAGGGACAGAUAUGCUGUCAAGAGAAGGUCAUCUGAGAGUGUAUUUGAAAAGGAAACACAGCUUAUCUUGACCCAAAGAGAAUUGAACAAGAUAAAGAAACAGGUGGACAGUGCUGAAGCCACCAAAGCUAAAGCCCUUUCUGAACUUGAGAAUGCCACAGAGAUCCUUCAGAACUUGAUAACCAAGCUCGCCAAUGUGAGAGAAUCUAAGCAAUCGGCAAUGGAAGCAGUUGAAAUUGUGAGGAAUCAGAGCAAAGAAUUUGAGAAGACAUUAUCCUUUAAAGCUAUAGGAUAUGAAGCUUGGAAACAAGAACUAGAACAUGCAAGAAAAGAGUACACAGCUACUGUAACUGAACUAGAUUCUUGCAAGCAAGAACUCAACAAAAUCAGGCAGGAUUUUGAUGCAGCUUUGGAGGCAAAGAUGGCAGCAUUCCAGACAGCAGCAGAAGCUCAGCGCUCGGCGAAAUUAAACUCUGAAAGGAUCAGUGAACUCUCAAAGGAAAUUGCAGACAUGAAAGCAUCAAUUGAACAAUUGAAUGAAGCUCAAGUUGAUUUUUACAGAACUGCUAAGGGAGAAGCACAGGAAAAGUUGGAGUCCUUAAAGAAUGAAUAUGACCCCGAACUAGUCCAAAGUCUAGAUGCCAAACUUGCUGAAACAAGUGCAGAGAUUGAGGUUCUUCAAGAGCAGAUGAGAAAGGUUCAUGCUUCUCAUAUGGAAUCUGUGAGACUUCUAACUUCAGAGCUUAAAGAAGCCACAAAGACCCUACAGGACGUUGCUGCAGAAGAAACCUCCCUUAAAAAACUAGUGUUUUGUCUUAGGACAGAAUUAAGACAAGUGAAGAAGGAGCAAGAUGAACUGAAGGAGAAGGAACAGGCUGCAGAGGCUCUUUCUGCUAACCUCACUGGUGAACUGCAAGAGAGCAUGGAAGUUGCAAGGCCUCAGCCAGGCACCGUGGAGGAUCUAGAAGCUAAUAUCUUUUACAAGCAGAGUAUGAAACUCCAGAGGCUAAAAUCCGAGACAGAAGAUGCCAGAAGAGAAGCAGAAGAGACGAGCAGAAAAGCUCAAGGGCUGAAGCAAGAAGCAGAAAAAUCCCGAGCAGCGGCAGAAGAAGCAGAGAAAAAACUUGAGCUUCUUCUGAAAGAGGCUAAAGCAGCAAAAGCAGCAAAGCAAAGAGCCAUGAAGGAGAUGAAGAUUUUGUCUGACGUGCAUAGUAGAGCCUCCAAUCCAAAAUUCGGUGGUAAGAUCAAAAUGUCAAGAGAAGAGUUUGAGUCACUUAGAGGAAAAGUCAAGGAAUGUGAAGAUUUGGUUGAAAAGAAAGAGGGAGCUGUCAUGGCUGAGCUACAAGCAAUCUACGCAAGAAAAAAUGAACUACACAGAAAGGUGGAAGCUAAUCUGAAAGCAAUUGAGGAAACAAAUGCUGCAACUGAGACUGCUUUGUGGUAUACAGAAAUGGCAGAUUCUGCAAAAGUGGCAAUUGAGAAUGAACUUAAAAGAUGGCGUCAACAAGAACAGGUGGUGGUGGCUAAUGCAUCUUCCCAGAUAUCGGUUCAUCCUUCAAGACUAAUCUCAUUGAGAACCAAGAAGUGAAAUCAGUCAUCUUAGAGAUUCAGAUGUCAAAUGGGAAAGGACACAUCUUCUUGGUUGUUGUGUUGGCUUUCUAUCCUUCUCUUGGAAGACUCCAGACACUGGACGAUCACUUAUAUAUCAACUAACUCUUCCAUAUGCUUGGAAACCAUGUUUAUGUUUCCAUCUUUCAAAAAUAAAAUCAACAAAGAAAAACGAGCUUUUGCAAAUACAAAUUCUGAUUCCUAUCUUGCUGGUUUUUUUUUCUUCAUGUUCUUAGGACCUUUACUACAGAUGUUUGUGGCUCUUGAAUAUUCCUGAGAAAGAGUAAG